Messenger RNA from Olea europaea var. sylvestris, 2988 nucleotides. RefSeq names its product CBS domain-containing protein CBSX6-like. The transcript is spliced from 3 exons. The coding region runs from base 1399 to 2658 and encodes 419 amino acids. The record is from RefSeq and is a predicted model, not a curated record. NCBI's taxonomy places the organism in Eukaryota, Viridiplantae, Streptophyta, Magnoliopsida, Lamiales, Oleaceae.
CACUAUCAAUGGAUUCAGCUCGAUUGCACUAUAAAGCCCUCAAAAUCAGGCCGUAAGUAUACAAUGUUUCAGAAUAUUACAAUAUACAAGUCACAAAGACUUAUCUCAUAGAGAUUCACCAAGGUAGACCACGGUUCACGAAGAAACCACGAACAGAUCACUCAGACACAUAAGUCACAGGAACUGCCAUCCAAGAAUCACAUGACUUCACAAGUCAUUAAACAAUGUGUAAGCUAUUUCACACAGGAAACACAAGAAAUCACCAAGAUUUCAUCAAACCCGACUGCACAUCACAUGAAACCACUUAGGUUUCCAUAAACUCAACACAGCAGUUCACCAUGUUAGAGAUCUAUAAUAUAUUAUGGAUUAACUCAAGAAAGAGUUCUGAAAAUCACUCAAGAAUAGAGCCAAAAUGAGAGAUUCAUCGAGAGAGAAAGAGAGGCGACUAAAAAACCCUCGAACUCGAGAAGCCGAAUGGAGUAGAAUGAAAAACCAACAGCCACCCAAACCAUUUAGGGUUAAAUACAUAGAAUGAUCUAGAAUCAAAUCCAACGGCCAAGAGAUCAGCACGUGUCACAAUCCAAUUAACUCCUUCCAUUAGUAAAGUGUCACUUUACAAAACACGCUUUUAGUUAAAAUUGUGGAAGCAUAAUUUAAAUCAAAGUGAUCAACAGUUCGACUCCCAACACCCUCCUAAAAAAGUUUUCAUGUGUCAUAUAUUAUCUACCUAUUGAAAAUCUCAGAAAAUCCCUUGUUUGAAACCUUUUGAGCGAAAAAACCCAGAGCUAUCAAGAUUCAUAAGAUCUGUUGUUAAACAGUAAAGAAUGUCAAAAUUAAAAAUGAAUAAUUAUAAUUUAUUUUUUAACAGAUUAAAUCCAAUUUUUUAAUGUGUCUAACCAGUCGAGAACCGCCACUGAACAUCUGAAAAGAUAAAGCUUAGGUGGAGCUGACUCAAUAGCACGUCGGCUUCCAUCUCUGUUCGUGUUUCUUGGCCAAGCAUUUGUUCAAAAUAUCUUUCGCAGCGUCGGAAAUAUUUUUGAGUAUUGGAUUACCAAAUCCAAUCCGUAGAAACAAUUCUGCAUCACUCCGAGCAGUCGAUCAAAUGCGUUUCCCUGUGAUCACUCCGACGGACUUCACAUCGGCGGUAGAAACUGAAAGAUGAGGAUCAACCUUUGCCGCUACAUGUACGGUUCCAUAGAUCGCUCACUUGCUCAUAAUAUAAAGCAAGCAAUUGUUCAUUAAGGGGUCCAGCCAGUUGUUCCUCAUAAUAAAUUCUAUCACUGCACAGCAAGACAUACAAUCUGUUCCAGAUAAUUCAGAGAAACCAAUAUUCUCUCAGAAUCAACUUGAAACAACGAGGACCCAUACUACCGAUAUUAGUGUGGAAAAUUACAAGAAAUGGCAUCAGUGUUUUUGUACCAUGUGGUGGGGGAUCUGACGGUGGGAAAACCUGAGCUGGUUGAGUUUGCAGAGACAGAAACAGUGGAGGCCGCCAUUCGGGCCAUAGGAGAAUCCUCGGAGGGAGGAAUUCCAGUGUGGAACAAGAGAUCACAGAAGAGUGUGAUUGAGAAUGCAGAAAUGAGGCAGCAGAGAUUUGUGGGCAUCUUGAAUUCCCUUGAUAUUGUGGCAUUCUUGGCCAGAGAGGAGUGUGUGGCCGAUCAGGCUAAGGCCAUCAAGACACCAGUUUCCGAGGUUGUAAUUCACAACAAUUCUGCGCUAAAGGCGGUUGAUCCUGGCACAAGAUUGAUAGAUGCUCUGGAGAUGAUGAAGCAAGGUGUGAAGCGACUCCUUAUUCCCAAAAGCAUAGUCUGGAGAGGCAUGAGCAAGCGCUUCUCAGUUCUAUACAAUGGAAAAUGGCUCAAGAACAUCGACACUUCUAGUGGCAAUAACACAAACCCUAUUGCCAACACUAACCUUCCAUCGUCAUCAUCUUCCACCGACAUCAUUCAGGACAAGUUUUGUUGUCUGUCAAGAGAAGAUGUUCUACGUUUCAUCAUUGGUUGCCUUGGUGCCUUGGCUCCUUUACCACUUUCCUCAAUUGCUUCCCUUGGAAUCAUCAAUCCAAACUACUGCUCUAUUGAAGCAUCUUUCCCAGCCAUUGAUGCCACCAAAAAUCGUCCCCAUGAUCCAUGUGCAGUUGCUGUUGUGGAGCCAACGUCAGAUGGUCAAUAUAACAUCAUCGGUGAAAUAUCUGCCUCUAAACUAUGGAAAUGUGAUUACUUAGCUGCAUCAUGGGCACUUGCUAAUCUCUCUGCUGGACAGUUUGUUAUGGGGGUUGAAGAUAACCUGACAUCAAGAUCACUUCCUGAUAUUGCGCUUAAUCAAAUGGUCGGGGAAUCGAAUUUAGGUAAUGGAGGAAUCCCAGCCAGGCAAAAAAAAUUCAGCAGCAGAAGUAUUGGGUUCUUUAGCAAUGCCGCAAAUUCAAGUUUUGGGGUUGGUAGGAGCAUGUAUCGGGGUAGAAGUGCACCAUUAACGUGUAAAGUUACUAGUUCGCUGGCUGCAGUAAUGGCUCAAAUAUUAUCUCACCGGGCAACACAUGUUUGGGUUACAGAGGCUGAAAACGAUGACAUAUUAGUUGGUGUCGUAGGUUAUGCUGAUAUCUUGGCUGCAGUUACCAGACAACCGGUUCCAGCCGUUUCGGAAAGCCAGCCAUCUUGAGUUUUUGCCAGCCCAUAUUUCUGCAAGAAUUUUGGGAUAGUUGUGCUUGUUUAUGCAUUGCAUUGAUUUGUCUUGGUAAUGUUACAACUUAAACAGAAGUUUAAUGUUGUGUAAGUUGAAGUGAUUCUGAGAAUGACAUAUACCUAAAACAUAUUAGCCUGCGUCUGGGGUUUUCAGUCAGUCUUUAGUUAAAAAUUGUAUGGCCAAACUUUAAACAAACUUUGGGGAUGAGAGAUGCAAUUAUGUUUUUCCCCGUUGAACUUACAAAAGGUGCAUUUGUGUUGUAAAUAUUAUUCUUUUGGGAAUAAUAUAGGGUGUAUUUACAAUUUA